Molecule: messenger RNA, 1275 nt
Organism: Drosophila miranda
Lineage: Eukaryota; Metazoa; Arthropoda; Insecta; Diptera; Drosophilidae
Exons: 2
Coding region: 211-915 (234 amino acids)
Source: RefSeq, a predicted model, not a curated record
UCUAGUUUUUCAUGGCGCCCCCGGGUGGACUGUAAAGUUAAUUAUAGGCAACAACAAUAAGUGACAGUGACACAAGAAAUUGCAGUAUAUGCAAACAUAUUCGUUGCCCGCGUCGUGGUGUGUGUGUCAAUCAGCAAUCAAUUUGCAUAAUAUCAUCGCGUCGGUCGCGCCAAGAAUAAUUUUUGUGAAAAUUUCUGCUACCACCGAGGGAUGCCCUGCGAUAAAGCCAGGAAAGUAGCAGUUGGAUUCAAAGAUCCAAAAGAGGAAUCAGAGGUUCGUCGGGCGCCGAGGAUAUCCCCAAGUCGUCCAUUGCGACAACGGGAUGAACUUCGUCGGAGCGAGCCGCCAUCUCAGCGCUUUGCGGAUCAGGCUCAAGGAGCAGGGAGACGCAAUUCGCGACUUCGCGUCAAAAAACGGAUGCGAAUUUGCGUUCAUACCGCCGCGAGCUCCUCACAUGGGAGGGCUAUGGGAGGCAGGUGUAAAAACUGCCAAGAGCCUACUCCUACGGGCGGUAGGCAGUGCGCCCCUAACCGCCGAAGAGCUCGCCACAGUCCUCGUCGGCAUCGAGGCCAUAAUAAACUCGAGGCCGCUGGGAGCCAUCAGCCAAGAUCCAAGCGACAGGCGGGUCGCUCAUCGCCCCCCCAGCACUGCGGACUCCGGACCAGGAGAGUCUCAGUUGCUUGCGGCGAUGGCGACUUGUCUCGUCAGUCAGGCAAGCGUUUUGGCAGCGAUGGUCCCGCGAAUAUGUCCUGGGGCUGCAAAUUCGGGGCAAAUGGCACCAGCGGCAACCGAACCUCGAGGAAGGAGACCUCGUCAUCGUGGCCGAGGACAAUCUGCCGCCUCAGGAGUGGCUCGUGGGGAGGGUCAUCGCCACCCACGAAGGAGAGGACGGCAUGUUCAGGGUCGUCGAAAUAAGGACUAGCACUGGAGCGGUUUUUUGGCGGGCCAUACACAAGUUGGCGCCGCUCCCAAUGUGUUGAAGCCGAUGCAGUUGAACGCCUGCCGGGGCACCGGGGCCGGUGUUGCGUGACCUUCCAUCCAUGGCGGCGAUUAUUAGUUAUUUGAUCUUAAUUAUGAAGUCUAGUGUAAGUUAGGCUAGGGCAAAGCGGGAGCGCAAUAAAAGCUCGCUCUCUCGCUCCUGGCGAAUUCGCCCCGCUUUGCCACCGUAGGUUAGCUAGAGUAAGAAAUUUGAAUUGUGAAAAAAAAGAUAGUUGUUCGCUAAAAUUGAAAUAGAUCGAGCGUAUCCAUUUUCGCCCCGCCGAAUAAAUAAUUAAA